AUAUGUUUUGCAGAUCGUAGUAUUCGUAGUUUAAUAUCUUAUGGUCUAGUUAAUGCCAAUUAUGCGACUGUAGCAAGUGUUGUGCUUUAUCUAAACGUUGUUUAGUAACCUUGAUUUCAUUACCCGCAAUGGUGCAAAAUGUGUGUAAAGUAGGAGUUAGAAAUUUAUGAAAACAACAGGCUUAAAAUUGUCACCAGUAAAAACAGAACUGCAGUAAAAUGAUGGGAGGAAGCGUUCUCUGGUUCCGCCACGGGUUGCGGCUGCACGACAACCCGGCUUUGCACUCCGCGCUCGAGGAUAACACUGUGCCCUUCUAUCCUAUAUUCAUAUUUGAUGGUGAGACAGCGGGAACGAAGCUGGUGGGCUACAACCGCAUGCGGUACCUGCUAGAAGCUCUGGACGACCUGGACCAGCAGUUCAGGCGCCAUGGAGGCCGGCUGAUCAUGCUCAAGGGGCAGCCCAAUGUGGUGUUCCGGAGACUUUGGGAGGAGUUUGGUAUUCGCAAGCUCUGCUUCGAACAAGACUGCGAGCCGGUCUGGCGAGCCCGGGACCAGAGCGUGAAGCAAGCGUGUCGUGAGAUCGGCGUGACCUGUCGUGAACACGUGUCUCAUACACUUUGGGAGCCUGAUACAGUCAUCAAAGCUAAUGGGGGGAUACCGCCGCUCACCUAUCAGAUGUUCUUGCACACCGUCGCGACCAUUGGAGACCCGCCACGGCCGGUCGGUGAUUUAGAUUUGAGCGGCGUCAAGUUUGGCACGCUACCGGAGUGCUUUUACAGCGAGUUCACUGUCUUUGAUAAGACUCCUAAGCCCGAAGAUUUUGGUGUCCACCUGGAGAACGAGGAUAUUCGGAUGAUCCGCUGGGUCGGCGGAGAGACCACGGCUCUUAAACAAAUGAAACAUCGUCUAAGCGUGGAGUACGAGACUUUUUGCAGGGGCUCGUAUCUACCAACCCAUGGCAGCCCAGACUUACUAGGGCCGCCCAUCUCUCUGAGCCCGGCGCUACGGUUCGGAUGUCUAUCUGUUAGGAGUUUCUACUGGGCCGUCCAAGAUCUGUACCGCCAGGUGCACCAAGGCCGGCUGCCGUCUAACCAGUUCGUUACAGGACAACUCAUCUGGCGAGAGUACUUCUACACGAUGAGUGUGAACAACCCUCAGUAUGGACAGAUGGCUGGCAACCCUAUCUGCUUGGACAUUCCAUGGAAAGAACCCAGCGGUGACGAACUCAAGAGCUGGAUCGAAGGCCGAACCGGCUUUCCAUUCAUCGACGCCGCAAUGCGUCAGCUCCGCAUAGAAGGCUGGCUUCACCACGCCGUGCGAAACACUGUGGCUUCAUUCCUGACCAGAGGCACGCUCUGGUUGUCAUGGGAACACGGGCUCAACCAUUUCCUGAAGUACCUCCUAGACGCUGAUUGGUCUGUCUGUGCCGGCAACUGGAUGUGGGUCUCCUCCAGCGCUUUCGAGGCGUUACUGGACUCUGGUGAAUGCGCCUGCCCCGUCCGUCUUGGUCAGCGACUGGACCCGAGCGGCGAAUACGUCCGCCGCUAUGUACCCGAGCUGACCAACAUGCCGCCUCUGUACAUCUACGAGCCAUGGAAGGCGCCUAUAGAGGUUCAGGAGCGCGCCAAGUGCAUCAUCGGUCAGCAUUACCCCGCCCCCGUCGUUAACCAUUUGGCCGCCGCACGACGCAACAGAAACGCUAUGCAGUACCUCGCUGCCGUCUGCAAUGCACAUUAUAGUGACCGAGACGUGGGCUGUCCACACCAUAAUAUACUCAAGAAAACUUGAUCUGCGGACGGCCAGGAGCUCCGUCAAAUGCUGCAAAAGGCGCCGCCGCACUGCUGCCCGUCUUCUGAGGAGGAGAUCCGUCAGUUCAUGUGGCUGCCCGACGACAUUUUGGUUCAGGUCAACUCUGCUUAACGACCUAGGGAAGUCCUAACACGGCUACUGAGUUUAGAUGGGCUUAGCGGUGGAUUUUUUUAAGUCUACCGUGGUAAUCAUCAAUUUUAAAAAGUUCAAGGUUACAAGCAGCGGCAGGAAACUCUAGCGCUGACCGUUAUAGCGCAGAAGUCGAAAACAUUUCUCUCAGGCUACAGGGGUCGAAGGGUAUGCGAUGCGUCCCUAUGUGCAGCUAUCCCCUCCACAUUUCACUCAAACUUACUUGCCGCUAUACUUGUAUCAACAUUGAUAUGGAGUGCUGGCUUAAUAAUUAUUGUUAAGUAAAGAAUGAGGAAAGAUCUCUUGGGAAACCAAAAAUUGAGAGUGCCACAUACGAGCGCUAUGGCUAUCAGCGGACCGCGAACACCGAAGUUCGAAAAUCGCGCCUGUCUCUAAAUUACGCUCGAAUGUAUAAGAGAAAGGUGCUUAUAAUUUGUUAGUAAAGGUGUUUGGCAAGUAUGGCUAAAUAAAUAGAAAAAUAUAUCUAAUACAUGUAAGUAUAUCGUGCCAAAAAUGCGAUUAUAUAAAGUAUAAAUAAAUAUUGAAAGCGUCAACGACUUAGGCCGGUUGCACCGGACCGCCUGACGCUAUAUAUGUACCUACGUGUAAGGUCUCAGUGCACGCUCAUAUUGGGCGUGCGGCGAGCAUGUCAAACUAUUGAAGCUUAUACAAGUGUCCUGAUCGAGUCGAAGGCGAGCCCGCCCCGCUGCACGUACCGCCGAACGCUCCGCUCUGAGCGUCCACUCAGGCCUUACACUAAGACAGCGGUUCCCAACUUUUUCCUCCGAGGCGCACUUGAUUCAACUCGAAACAUGAUAAGGAAGAUUAAAUUUCAUUUCCUCACUGUACGUGUACCUACUACCAGUCUAGGGUGCCAAAAUUGGGAACUAAGGUCCGACCGAGAACGAGACCGAGAACUAGAUUCAAUUUGAUUCUCGGCCGAGACCGAGAAUUUAUAAAACAGCGAAAAACAUGCAAUUUUUGCAAAAAAUGUUUUCAUAACCGAAAUUCGCCUAUUAAUCAGGAAUCCAGGAGCAUGUCGGGCCGUGUUUAGUGUUUGGUUCCGUAACUACCCAAACCUACCGCACCCCUUACCUAUCUACCGUAGCAAAAUAGAUUACAUCAGACAUCAGUGAUAUACAAGUAUACGGCUCGCCUGAUGGUAAGCAGGCGCCAUAGCUUAUAGAGAAAUAUCGAUAAAGAACCUACCAAAAUCACUAAAAUCGGGAUACCAAACGGGCGAUGUAAUCAAAGGGUAGCUAAAAACCGAUUGGAUGCGAGUGCGCAAUAAAUUCAAAAUCUGAGUCUCGGUUUCACCGAGAAUCUCGGCCCAUUUUGGCCGAGAGCCGAGACCGAGACCGAGAUCUCGGUCGGACCUUAUUGGGAACCCCUGGUAUAUGAUGUUUCAUAUUUUAUCGCCAUAGGAUGUUGAUCAGGAGGACAAUACUUCUGGUUAGCCCUUAAUCGACCAAAAAAUAGUAUUAAGAUAAAAUAAUCUUUUCAUGAUUUUUAAUUAAUUUUCCAAAUUUUUAAGAAGUGCAUUUAAACUGGUAUUGUGCAAAUAGUGUUAUCAUUAUACAUCAUUCAGUUACUGACAUUUUAUUUGUUCCUUCGAUUUUAACUAACUUAGUUAUCUAUUCAGAGGUUUAACAGACCUAUACGUAUAUUUUAAAUGUUUAGUGUCUUUUAUAUGUUUAGCUAAAGUAUUUUUAAUAUAGGUACCUAUCUGUACUUGCGCGACUUCAUCUAAAAUAUGACAUAAAGUGUAGUUUA
Leguminivora glycinivorella is the source of this 3710-nucleotide messenger RNA. It is a transcript of the gene cry, whose product is annotated as cryptochrome-1. The coding region runs from base 219 to 1787 and encodes 522 amino acids. The record is from RefSeq and is a predicted model, not a curated record. Gene Ontology annotation, molecular function: FAD binding; DNA binding. Lineage: Eukaryota; Metazoa; Arthropoda; Insecta; Lepidoptera; Tortricidae. Gene Ontology annotation, biological process: circadian regulation of gene expression; entrainment of circadian clock by photoperiod. Gene Ontology annotation, cellular component: nucleus; cytoplasm. The transcript is spliced from 14 exons.